This is a messenger RNA of Mucor mucedo, 1461 nucleotides long. Its product is annotated as pseudouridine synthase. Gene Ontology annotation, biological process: mRNA pseudouridine synthesis; tRNA pseudouridine synthesis. Gene Ontology annotation, cellular component: nucleus. The record is from RefSeq and is a predicted model, not a curated record. Gene Ontology annotation, molecular function: pseudouridine synthase activity; RNA binding. The transcript has 4 exons. Bases 1 to 1461 code for a protein of 486 amino acids. NCBI's taxonomy places the organism in Eukaryota, Fungi, Mucoromycota, Mucoromycetes, Mucorales, Mucoraceae.
AUGGGUAGUAGCUUCUCUAAAGAAAAACCCGCUGUUAAACCAGACCAGCCAUUAGCCACUGUUAUGACAGAAGAAAGACCUACACUCAACGAAAGGACUGGCUCUAAACGAUCCAUGGAUAUCGAUGACGAUUCUAAACCACGUCAAUCAAAGAAAAAGCGUAAUGGCAAGAAAGAUAGUUGGGCAAAGAAGACAAAGAAGGAGGGUGGUGAACAAAAGAUGCCUGCCGGAGGACUUCAACUUCGUCCUGAAUCAUUAGGACCAAAAGAACCUCGUAUUCCUAAAAAGAAGGUUGCUUUGUUUGUUGGAUACAAUGGUACCGGUUACCAAGGCAUGCAACUUAAUCCGGACUGUUUGUCUAUUGAAAGUGUCAUUUUUGAUGCCAUGGUGAAAGCCAACGCCAUUUCAAAAGAUAAUUCGUCUGACCCCAAAAAGUCUUCAUGGAUGAGAGCAGCUCGUACAGAUAAGGGUGUUCACGCAGCCGGUAAUCUCUUAUCGUUAAAAAUGCAAAUCCCCACUGAUUAUGAUGUUGUUGAACGUAUCAAUUCAUUCUUACCUGAACAAAUCCGUGUUUGGGGUUAUGUUCCCGUUAUUGGAUCAUUCCACGCCAAAAAUUUGUGUGAUUCUCGUGUUUACGAAUAUCUUUUACCUACAUGUGCUUUUAUGAAACCCAUCAAAAAGAUCAUGACCGAUACACCUACAACCGAUAAUGAUUUGAUGAUUUGUACCAACGAUCCCGUCAACCCUAUCACCAAAUAUACAACACGUAGUACACCGGAACUUAUUCAAGAAAGACACGAUUACAGAGCUACAAAAGAGCAAUUGGAAACAUUCACAACUGCUCUCAAGGAGUUUGAGGGAACUCACAACUAUCACAAUUAUACAAAUGGAAAAGGAUUUAAUGAUAAAAGUGCAAAUAGAUAUAUCAUGAGCAUCAAUGUAUCCGAUCCUAUCUAUAUCGACGGAUCUGAAUGGGUCAGUAUCAAACUUCACGGGCAAUCUUUUAUUUUGCAUCAAAUCCGUAAAAUGAUCUCUAUGGCUAUGCUUAUCACACGUACAGAAACACCUAUUUCACUUAUUGCAGACACAUUCGAGUAUCCUCGUAUCAACAUUCCUAAAGCACCAGCACUUGGAUUGUUAUUGGAGAGACCUAUUUUCAAUGUUUAUAACACAAAGAUGAUCACCAAAGCCAAUCAGAUUGAACGUGGUGAAGUGGACUUCAAGAAUUUUGAUGAUAAAAUUCAAGCAUUUAAAGAAGAAUGGAUUUAUAAAAAGAUUUUCGAAGCUGAAAACCAAGAGCAUGUUUUCGAUGGUUAUUUAACUUCUUUGGAUGCCCAUAUCGGUGACGAUUAUUUAUAUUUGAACAAAGAUGGUAUCAUUCCUGAAGAAUGUCUUGUACAUACAAAGUACAAUAGACCCGUUGUCAAGACGGAAUCUGAUGAUGAGGUAGAAGAGGAUUGA